Molecule: messenger RNA, 987 nt
Organism: Hypoxylon fragiforme
Lineage: Eukaryota; Fungi; Ascomycota; Sordariomycetes; Xylariales; Hypoxylaceae
Exons: 3
Coding region: 1-987 (328 amino acids)
Source: RefSeq, a predicted model, not a curated record
AUGGAGCCUUCGUUUCCUCAGUUCAGCCUCCUACCGGCCGAGCUUCGUUGCAAAAUAUGGCGUCUGGCUACACCGCCUCGCAUCGUUCGAGCAAGGAUAAAAUUAGACCUAGAAGCAUGGAAUAAUGCCACGGAGGCAGAUUGGAUGGAUGUUCACUAUCGUGUUGUGUUCGACGGUCAGGCACCACCACUUCCGCUCCUAGUCUUAGUCAGCCACGAGGCGAGGCAUGAGAUCCUAGAGAGCUAUCGCAACCCGCUUCAAAUCAGUGGAGUUGCUUUGAGACAGGCCCUAGGGGCACAAUCAGUAGAUGAUACAGCACUUGACACUAUGUGCGACAGCUCCAGAAUCUUGAGGUUCAACCCGGAGUGUGAUGUGCUCGAAUGGAUGGAACCAAGACGCUGGGUUGAUAUCUUUCGCAAGCCAAGUCCAUUAUUUCUAGCAGCGUGCUUAUCGUCAGUAAGGCACGUCAGCGUUGAAUAUCAUAGUCGAAUUUCUACGGAACUUGAUCUCCUAAGCCUAGCUGUCCUAGAUCAAGAUCAGCCACUCAAAACUUUGACCAUGCUCUCUUUACAUUCUAUAGAAAAUCGACCAUUGGACUAUAGAUGUCUUCGGUAUCGUCUUGCAAAGCGUUCAUCCGGUCCUGAGGCCAUUCUUGGAGAAGAAGGGACAGCGGGGGAUGUUCAACACAUCCUAUCACGACACCCUACGUGCUUCCUUACGUUGAGCCAGAGAACUCAAGGCGAUGGGUAUGGCGGCUUUCUCCACAAGGCACACCCUCUUAUCAAUGAAUUGUUGGCUAGAGGUAUUCGGCCUAGGGGUAUGUUGUUGGAGGCCGAGACGGAGCUGAGUUCGAAAUUCGCCAUCUAUGAAGCAUUCGACCCGAGUGAUUUGGCGGACGAGGAAUACAUCUCGUGGCGUGUCUCUUAUAAUAUAGUAGUCUUUGUAUUCGAGUACGACGGAAAUUUUGAGUAUGCUCAGACGGAUUGA